Messenger RNA from Cryphonectria parasitica EP155, 545 nucleotides. RefSeq lists its product as uncharacterized. NCBI's taxonomy places the organism in Eukaryota, Fungi, Ascomycota, Sordariomycetes, Diaporthales, Cryphonectriaceae. The record is from RefSeq and is a predicted model, not a curated record. The coding region runs from base 24 to 479 and encodes 151 amino acids. The transcript has 3 exons.
AACCUAAGGUUGAGUACCAAAGUAUGUCCAUAGUAGGCUUGGUUUCGAACAUACGGAUGCGCAGAGCAGGGCGGAAGAUCAUCGGUCGCCUUCAAGCUAUAAUUGAUGAAUACGACGAUAAGAUCCGGGACUGUUCGAUGCGGCUAGACGGCAUGGCCAUGGCAACUCAAUGGGCACAAGGCGAAACCAAUGUCGAAAUCGCGUUAGCCACUGGACGGGACUCCAAACACAUGCGGUCCAUUGCCAUUGUCACCAUGAUUUUCUUACCGGGAACUUUUUUUGCGAGCGUGUUCUCGAUGAGCUUUUUCAGUUGGUUCAACAACAGUGGAAGCAGCCAAGUACAGGUGUCAUCUUAUAUCUGGGUGUAUAUUACCGUCACUGUCGUAUGCACUGUGCUUACGAUUGGUUUAUGGUAUUAUUUUAAUAUAUGGCGGCGAACAGGCCCAAAGAAACAAGAGGAAGAAAAGGCUCUCGUUUGAGAGCCUGGCAUGUACUUUUUCAUCAACGUAGUCUUGCAUUAUAUAGUAGAAUCGAACCCUGCGCAU